Syngnathus typhle (broad-nosed pipefish) is the source of this 1575-nucleotide messenger RNA. RefSeq names its product progranulin-like. The coding region runs from base 31 to 615 and encodes 194 amino acids. NCBI's taxonomy places the organism in Eukaryota, Metazoa, Chordata, Actinopteri, Syngnathiformes, Syngnathidae. Gene Ontology annotation, cellular component: extracellular region. The record is from RefSeq and is a predicted model, not a curated record. The transcript has 4 exons.
AAUGCCUUUUGUAGUUGUCAUUUACUCCAGAUGUUGAGGCUCACUGUGUGCCUGGCAUUCGGGGCCUUUGUGUCCUGUAACAUCACGUGCCCUGACAAAAGCGUCUGUUCCGAUCACACAACCUGCUGCCAGACUGAGCAUGGGUACAGCUGCUGUGGAUACCCCAAUGCUGUGUGCUGCCCAGACUUGUCCCAUUGUUGCCCUCGAGGAUUUCGCUGUGACUUGGCCUUCCAGCAGUGUGAGAAAGUCACUGAGUCGUGGAUGGACUCUUCAUUUCUGCUUAAAAAAGCUGCUGCGGAACCUUCCGUCACUCCACUUCAACCAAUGUUAUACACAAGUAACAAUGAAAAGACACGUGUACCAGCUGUAGUAGAUACCAGUGGUAGGGGUGAGUUUGGAAUCAUUCGCUGCAGUUUGAAGUUUUUCUGCCCACAAGGCACAUCAUGCUGCAAAGGACUGUCAGCAGAGUCCUGGAAUUGCUGUCCCUACCCACUGGGCCAGUGUUGUGCGGAUGGUCAGCACUGCUGUGAAUAUGGAAGCACAUGCAACAUCCACCCCUUAUCAUGUAGCCCAUCUGCAGCAUGGACCCAGGAAAAUGCUGAAAAUGGCCAUUGACAUCUUGUUUAGAUUUUAUUGCGUGGCCAUUGUACUCUACUGUACAUCAAUUGUGAUAUAAUUAAGCCCACGGUUUAUGACAAUACUCGUGUAUGAUAUACAUUUUUUUUUCUACUGCUCUAAAAAUGUUUGUAACAUAUUUUUUUGAAGCACGAUGCAACAAUUCUGUGUAGUAGCCGUACAAUAUUUCCCCGGUCGUAAUCCGAGAACUACCCCAAUUCUUACUUUUAUUUUGUAGGAAUGAACGGAAAUUAUACGUCACUUCCGACAAAUAGCUUUCUGUGAUUGACGCAAUGGUGUCGCAAAAACAGCUUCAAAAAGAUUAGAAUAUUCGUUUAUAAUUCACAUUUGGUUUUAUUGUAUGUAGAAUUUAACAAAUGGGAAAAUGAUAAAUGUGCAGUACUGUAUUUUUACUUUUCCAAUUUUAUGUAGAGACUGUUAAUUAAGCAUUUAAUGGAUUAAGAAAUAAUGUACUUUGAGUGUUUAACAGCGGCUGGUCAUGGAUUUGGUAAUUGGCCCUGACUUGAUUCAUGUUAUAAGCAUAAUGUGGUGGCGACGUUGGUUGUAACGAGUUCCGCUUAUUAAAAAAAAAAAAAAAAAAAGAAGUCAACUACAAACUCAGAAAAUGUAUCCAGUUUUCGUCUCAUCCCGUGGAGUAGUGGUCAGUCAGUCCGUGGCCGGUGUUGUUCAAACGUUCUCGUUGUGACUCCUCAUCCGGUCGAAAACUUUCCAAUUGUCACAUCGGAAAUUGAUGUCAUCACUUUGUUAAUUCCAUUCCCCUCAUUUGGCAAGUUUGCACAUGUAAUUGCUUGAAGGGUUGCACAAUGGUGUGUUCUCACUGCUAAUAAAUAAAUUACUGAAUGGAAGGGUGGGAAAUAGAUUUCCUGCUCGACUCAGAUAUUUUUUUCAGAACCUGACUGAUGCUGUCUCAAGGCCAAAAUAAAAGUUCAUCAAAUGCCA